AUGGACGAUUCAUAUGCGAUAGCAACGCCGCAUAAUGAUGCUUACAAUUUAGCGUUCUCAGAGAUGAACCCUCACGGUGCACCAAGAAUAGGAGCCGCCGACGCCGCCAAUUUCCUCAAAAAGUCUAAUCUGCCGAUGCCGAUGCUCGGCCAAAUUUGGGAGCUUAGUGACUCGCAAAAAACUGGAUCAUUAGACAAAAGAGGAGCUUUCGUGGCAUUCAAAUUGGUAGCAGCAGCUCAACAAGGGAAACCAGUUGCAAAUUCCUCCCUCUACGAUUCAUCGCUUCAACCACCUCGAUUUGGUCCACCUGUUCCACCAGCGAGCAUGCAACAUCACUUCCAGCCUUCAUUCCCUUCGCCUGGUCGUGCCCCUCCUGUUCCACCACCUCCACAUCCAUCAUAUUCACAUCCAAUUUCUUCUCAACAAUCAUCUCCGGCUCAUCCACCAUCGGAAUUUCCUCCAAACUGGCCAAUUACACCUAACGAUCAGGCUAAAUAUGAUUCGAUUUUCCAAUCGCUCAACCCGGUUAACGGAAAACUUUCUGGCGCUCACGUCCGUCCUGUUCUUAUGAAUUCAGGACUCGAUGCUCACGCUCUUGCGAGAAUUUGGGAACUUUCCGAUCAGGAUAAAGAUGGAAAUCUCGAUCGAAUUGAAAUGUCUGUUGCUCUUCAUCUCGUCUAUCGUUCACUUCAAUCUGAUCCAAUCCCUGCUCAACUUCCACCAAACCUCAUUCAUUCAUCAAAAGCAAUGUUCGCUCAAAGGUCUCCAAACUUCGCUGCUCCUCCCCAUCCUCCACGCCCGAUGAUGGGAUCAAGAGCAGGAUCUGUGACUUCUUUGGAUGAUGUGAACAUGAGUCAAUCAUAUUCUGCAACAAUGCCUCGCUCUCAACCACCUCCAGUCGGCCGUACGUUCUCUUCUCAACCUCAUGUGAACGGAUCUCGAACAAGUGGAGCCUCAACACCAAUUUCAACAUCACAUUCGAUUCAUUCAUUUUCUGGUGGAGAAUGGCCGAUUCAUACCGCAGAUUACGCAGAUCAUUUCGCUCAAACUGAUACGAAUAGAGACGAAUUAGUGGAUGGUCAGGAUAUGAGAGGACCGAUGAUGACAACUGGAUUGAGCCCUCAAAUAUUGGCUCAUGUUUGGGCUUUGGCUGAUAUCAAAAAGUGUGGUCAGCUUAAUUUGGAACAGUUUUCAUUAACAAUGUACUUGCUUGACAUGGCAAAACGUGGGGAGCCGUUACCAGCAGAACUUCCUUCACGUCUUGUUCCACCAUCUUUCCGUCCUCCAACCGAGUCUACCGUCACCACUCAUCAACCAGCACAAUCCGUGUCGACACCGCAACUUCCAGAAGCCACGUCAAUGGAAAUAAAAGAAGCUUUGGAGGGUGAAAACGAAGAAAUGAGACAACUUGCAGAAGCAAUUCAAUCAAUGGUUGUUGAGAGAAAAACAGCAGAAGAAGCGGUUGUCCAAUUAGAAGCAGAUAUGACUGUUAAAAACUCUCGAAUCAAGAAUUUGCAAGUAGAGUUAACCACUCUUGAGUCAACUGUCAAGCAACUGGAGCGACAGAAAACAGAGGCAACGAGACGAUUGAAUGACUAUGACACACAAAUAGAACAAUUGGAGGCAGCAUGUAAAGCACAGAGAGAAAAGAAAGAAGAUACUGAAAAGCGAAUGCAACAAAUUGAUGAAGAAGCUAAAAAUGCAGAGGAAUGCAAAGCAAAUGAUGAAAAAGAAAUGGAAGAAUUGAAGAGAGAAAUCGAAAUGCUCGACAAUCAAUUCAAAACUGUUCGCGGUGAAAUCGUCAAAGAAACUGCUCAACGAGAACAAAUGGUUGCUGACCUGACAACAUUAGAGAGAAAAGAAGCGAGAGACCAAAUUCAGAUGGAAAGACUGGACGCGGCAAUCGAAAAAACAACAAAACUGACUGAAACAGUUUCGGCCGCCGUCGAAAAACCUGAAGCAGAAAUGGCGGAGACUCUUCGGUCACAACCGCAUUUAUUGUCAUCUGUAAUCGAUCAAACCUUGUUAUCAGAUGAUACAGUUUACGGAGAAACUGCUGGUGCAUCAUCACAAAAUCAUGUACAACAACCACCUGAUCCGUUCGCUUCUGCUAGAUCAAAUCCUGCUGCUGAUCCAUUUGCUCAAGUUGAUCCAUUCGGAUCAUCUGGCCACUUCGAUGCUGCUUUUCCAACUGAUCCAUUUGCUCAGGGAGGCUUCCCUCCAGAUGCUGGUUUCAAUUCAUCUGCUCCUGCCAAGCCAGCUCCCCCUCGUCCAGCUCCUCCGAAGUCGGCUCGAGAAACGCCAGUUAAUGAUCCAUUUGCACCAUCUCAAGGCCAGGCGGCUCAACCCGCAGGGUUUGCUGAUUUCGCAGACUUCGGAUCUGCUUUUAAUUAG
This is a messenger RNA of Caenorhabditis remanei, 2394 nucleotides long. RefSeq lists its product as uncharacterized. The transcript is spliced from 8 exons. Gene Ontology annotation, molecular function: cadherin binding; calcium ion binding. NCBI's taxonomy places the organism in Eukaryota, Metazoa, Nematoda, Chromadorea, Rhabditida, Rhabditidae. The record is from RefSeq and is a predicted model, not a curated record. Bases 1 to 2394 code for a protein of 797 amino acids. Gene Ontology annotation, cellular component: plasma membrane; clathrin coat of coated pit; cytoplasm. Gene Ontology annotation, biological process: endocytosis; endosomal transport.